AUGGAAAAACUUUCUGUUCUUUUACUGUUUUCAGCUGUUUUAGGUUUGUAUGAUUCAAAGAUUUUAAUGAUGAAUAAUUUAUGUAACCAUGAAAACAACUUUAAACAUGAAUUUUAAUGUUUAUAAUGUAAAAAUAAAUUUAAUAUGACAUUUUCAAUAUAAUCUACAUCUGAUAAAAAUAAUUUAUGAAAACUUUUUGUCUUCAGGUGUCAGCUGUGAAGAUCUCAUUCCACUGGAGAAAGAAAAGUUCAGUUUAGAGAGCAGCUCAGUUACUCUGUCCUACAAUUACUCCAGAGAAGCAUCUGCUGGUGAUACAUUCUUCUGGUAUCAACAAUAUCCAGGAACACCACCGCAGUUUCUCAUCUCACACUCAGGAUCAGGAACACCCAUAUCAGAUCCAGUCUCUAGACUGUCUUUUCAAGUGAGUGAGGAUAAAAUCCAUGUGAAUCUACAGAUCUCCUCUGCUGCAGUGACUGACUCUGCUGUGUACUACUGUGCUCUGCAGCCCACAGUGACAGGAAACACCAAAACUCUCUACAAAAACCAUUGAAAACACAAUACUCCACAACAUCCACUAGAGGGAGUCACACCCUGUUCAUCUUUUCCUGGUCUGUGAUGAUUCAGUCUAGUCUUCUCUCUCAGGAGACAUUGGUGAUGAAGAGCUGCAGUCAUGAAUUGUUUUAACAUCUAAGUCUCCUCCUCCUGACUGCAGAGGAGCUUCAUGACAGAGAUCUGUGUGAGUUAAGCUGAGAUCAUCAGACCAAUCACAGCUCACCAAACUUCCUCAGCCUGAUCCUUCACUUACAGCAUUUCAACUCUACAAACAUGGAAAAACUUUGUUCUUUUACUGUUUUCAGCUGUUUUAGGUUUGUAUGAUUCAAAGAUUUUAAUGAAGAAUAAUUUAUGUAACCAUGAAAACAACUUUAGAUAAGAAUUUUAAUGUUUAACAUGUUAAAAUUUAUUUAAUAUGACAUUUUCAUUAUAAUCUACAACUACACAAAAUAAUUUAUGGAAACUUUUUGUCUUCAGGUGUCAGCUGUGAAGAUCUCGCUCCAACUAAAAAUGAGGAGUCCUGUAUAGAGGGCAGCUCUGUUACUCUGUCCUACAAAUCCUCCAAACUAUCAUCUGGUGAUUAUUUCUUCUGGUAUCGACAAUAUCCAGGAACACCACCACAGUUCCUCAUCUCUCACUCAGGAUCAGGCACACCCAUAUCAAAACCAGUCCCUAGACUGUCUUUUAAAGUGAGUGAGGAUAAAAUCCAUGUGAAUCUACAGAUCUCCUCUGCAGCAGUGACUGACUCUGCUGUGUACUACUGUGCUGUGAAGCCCACAGUGACAGGAAACACCAAAACUCUCUACAAAAACCAUUGA
Xyrichtys novacula (pearly razorfish) is the source of this 1370-nucleotide messenger RNA. NCBI's taxonomy places the organism in Eukaryota, Metazoa, Chordata, Actinopteri, Labriformes, Labridae. The record is from the annotation of a GenBank genome assembly.